This is a messenger RNA of Temnothorax curvispinosus, 1754 nucleotides long. RefSeq lists its product as uncharacterized. The transcript is spliced from 6 exons. Bases 222 to 1301 code for a protein of 359 amino acids. The record is from RefSeq and is a predicted model, not a curated record. NCBI's taxonomy places the organism in Eukaryota, Metazoa, Arthropoda, Insecta, Hymenoptera, Formicidae.
UGCAUCAGAAACACAGGACUCUUUACUCGCGCCGUAGCACGUGUAAUUCGUACAUGCCUGCCAUUAACGGCGAGCAUUUCUGACACGGUAACAAAGAAAUAAUAUCGAACGAUUGAGGCCCAACGUAUGCUCGCUCGUGUGUCACGUUGUGUCGCGGCCGUAUAUCAUCUGUGAUGUGAUCUUGUGUCGUCGCACAAUACACUGCUGUGUCGUAUAUAAAAAUGCCAGCUUGCUGUGUGUCAACAUGUUUAAAACGCACAAAGAAAGGAAUAAAAAUUUUUAUGGCUCGUUUCCCAACGAAUCCAGAAAGAAGAGAUGUUUGGAUUGCUAACAUAGGCAAACAUAGACUAAGGAAUUGGAAAUCGACAAUAGAUCUGUUUGUAUGUGAAGUACAUUUUGCAAAUGAUAUGUGGGAAAAAGUACGCGAUGACGGGAAAAGAAAAUUAAAAGGCAACGCUGUGCCCACAAUUUUCCCUGCUCAAUUGGAAAUGAGCAGUGCAUCUAUUAGUACAAACGAAAAAACUAAUAAAUCUUCACAAAGGCAACCUGGUGCAUUUGAAACAUUUAAUGUUCAUGAAGACAAGCAGCAAGAGGACUGUCUCGGAGCAGAUGUUUCUGAUAUUAUACGCGAUGACGGGAAAAGAAAAUUAAAAGGCAACGCUGUGUCCACAAUUUUCCCUGCUCAAUUGGAAAUAAGCAGUGCAUCUAUUAGUACAAACGAAAAAACUAAUAAAUCUUCACAAAGGCAACCUGGUGCAUUUGAAACAUUUAAUGUUCAUGAAGACAAGCAGCAAGAGGACUGUCUCGGAGCAGAUGUUCCUGAUAUUAUUCCAUUGACAUCGAAUUCCUCUAUUCCUACCUAUUCAAGAGAAAUAAGCAACCAAGAACUUAAUGAAGUUGAACGAUUAAAGAAAGAGUUAAAAGAAGCCAAUAUAAAACUUAAUUUGGCCCAGAAAAUAAUUUUGAAAAGUAAUCGAUCCGUAUAUGUGUUAAAGAAGCAUAAUAAGAGGUUGACACAAAUGAAAAACAAUUCAAAAACCCAAAAUUAUUUGAGAUUGGAAUCAUCACUCAAGCAAUUGUUUAAUGACGAUCAAAUAAGAGCUCUCAUGCGUCCAUCCUCUCGCGGCCAUAUGUGGUCUAAUGAUACUAUUAAAAAAGCACUUCGAUUGAAGUAUGCAUGCGGUUCCAGUGGUUAUGAAGAAUUAUUGAAGCAAAAACACCCUCUACCGUGCGAACGUACACUUCAAAGAAAACUAGAAAGUAUCCAAUUUCGGGAAGGAAUUUGUGACGACAUUUUUUAAUUAUUAGAAGACAAAGUUACUCAAUUUAAAGACGUUAGAGAAAGAGAUUGCUCACUUGUACUGGACGAAAUGUCCAUUGUUCCAGGCCAACAAUUUGAUCCAUCCACACAGUCAUAUUAUGGAGCUGCAUCGUUUUGCACGCGUAAAGGUUUGCAUUUUAAUAACGAGUUUAAUUAGCAUUUGGUACUAUUGAAUUUUUUUGUAACAUUCUGAAAACUGCUAAUCGUACAUCUCAUUAAUGUAUUUUUUAAGAUUCAAAAAAUACACUAAUAAGAGAUGCAAGAACUCAUCGGGUGCUUAAUAAGCUGAUGAAAUACUACAUCCACCCAUUUUUUCUAUUUUGUGCAUAUAAUUCUAUUUGUGUUUCUAAUUCUAUUCUUUUGCAUCUUUUCAUGCAUGUAGGUGAAAGAGUUGAAGCUACGCAUGGUUUGAUUUUUGUGCUAGCAGGUCUUU